UUUAGGGUUAUUUUGAAUAAAACUUACUAUAAAAAAAGAUACUCAGCCUUGUGAAGCUGCAAAGUAUUUUUAUUCUGGCACAAAAGUUAAGUAAACAAGUAAGCUGUUGUUUGCAUAAGUAAUCUCCCCCUUUGCUGUCACAUGCCUAAAUAAACUUUGAUCCAACAGACUGCAUCCAGAAGUCACAUAUUAUAGUUGGAUGGAGUCCACCUGUGUGCAGUUACAGUGCUGUAUGAUAUGAGGUUAAGUACACCUGUUUCCAGAAGGACCGAAAUUUGCUGGAUAGCAUGGAGAGUACACAGCACCAUGAAAACCAAGUCCCAGUCAAAGCUCAGACCUCAGUCUGAUUUAGGAUCUCUGGCAGUCUUGAAUAUUGUUGCUCAUGAAUCAUCCCCAUCUAAUAUAACAGCUGGAGGAGUUUUGCCAGAAAGAAGAGGCAAAUAUUACAAACUUGACCGUUGCAGUUGUGCAAACUUACCCCUAAACACUAGUAGUUGCACUUGCUAGCAAAGAUGCUUCAACCACGUAUUGACUGGAGUCGGGGGAAUAUUGAUGCCACCAGCAAAAGUCAGUUUGUUUGUUUUUUCAUUUCCUCAACUUUUGUGCUUCAAGAGAACUAUUUUGCACAUUGACAGUGUUGAAUAUCUUGUGUACAUCAAGUGGUAACAAUGUCAGUUAAAAUUAUUAUGAUUAUUUCAACAAAACAAAAUAUGAAAAAGUGAAAGAAGGUUGACUUCUGCAAAGCACUGUAUGUGAACUGGUUUCUCCUAGUGACAUCAUGUGGUGAUGACCCAGAAUUGUUCUUUCUUCCAUGGACAGAGGAGCCCGCAAAAGGAAAGAGUGAGGAAUCCUAGUUUGCCAGGCAGGCUGCAUUUUGGAGAACCUCAACCAAUAUCUAGGACAACUGGAUUUCAUCAUGCCACUUGACUUGGGAGCAAAGGGCAGUUGCCACAUUGGAGGGAAUGUAGCCACAAAUGCUGGUGGCUUGAGACUUCUGCGGUAUGGCUCUCUCCGAGGGACAGUCCUGGGACUAGAAGUGGUACUAGCUGAUGGCUCCAUUCUGAACUGUUUAGCUUCUCUGCGGAAGGACAACACUGGCUAUGACUUGAAGCAGCUUUUUCUUGGGUCUGAAGGGACCUUGGGGAUUAUCACUGCUGUGUCCAUCCUCUGCCCACCAAAACCCAAAGCUGUGAACCUGGCAUUUCUUGGUUGUCCAGGUUUCUCUCAUGUCCUGAAAACCUUCACCACCUGCAGGGGUAUGCUAGGAGAGAUCCUGUCUGCUUAUGAGUUCAUGGAUAAUGAAUGCAUGAAGCUGGUUGAAAAACACUUGAAACUGGCCAACCCAGUGGCAGAAAGUCCUUUCUAUGUGCUAAUUGAGACAUCGGGUUCCAGUUCUGUCCAUGAUGAGGAAAAACUGAGUCAUUUCCUGGAACAUGUCAUGGCAUCUGAGUUGGUGGUAGAGGGAACUCUGGCCUCAGAAGAUAAAAAAAUUAAGGCACUGUGGGCUUUACGGGAACGGAUCACAGAAGCCUUGACAUGUGAUGGAUUUGUUUUCAAAUAUGACAUUUCGCUCCCUGUGGAAAGACUAUAUGAUCUUGUAACUGCCAUGAGGACAAGACUGGACAAAAGUGCCAAGAAUGUGGUGGGCUAUGGCCAUCUAGGAGAUGGAAACCUGCACCUGAAUAUUACAGCAGAAUCCUAUAGCCAUUCUCUGCUAGCAACCAUUGAACCAUAUAUAUAUGAAUGGACUUCUCAGUAUCAUGGCAGUAUCAGUGCAGAGCAUGGUCUGGGGUUCAAGAAGAAACAAUACAUCCACUACAGUAAACCAAAAGAGGCAGUUCUUCUCAUGCAACAGUUCAAGACCAUGUUGGAUCCCAAAGGAAUUCUAAACCCUUACAAGACUUUACCAGUCAGGUCUGCAUGACUGCACCUAUGGGAAAAAUGUUAUACUUUCUGCAAUUGUAAAUGGAGGUUUCCUUCGCCACUUAUUCAUUCUGAAAAAAAGAAGCUGGAUUAUCUUCUCUACUGGCUAUCAGUUUAUAUACUCUGAACCAUUUGGAAAGCAAGGAGCAUUUGUAGUUUGAAACUUGUCUAAGGAUUUUACCUUCAAGUUUUCAGAUACCUUCUUAUUUUCAGGGCUUUGUUCUUAUCUGCACACUACGACUGAAGAUCCCAUGACCAUAAAGAUAGGAGCUGGGAAUCCAGCAAACAUGAGUCCCAGCCAGUGUGGCCAAUGAUCAGGGAUGAUGAAAGUUGUAACCUGUCAAAUGUUCAUUGGACCACAAUUUCUUCACCCCAACUCUGUAGAGUAUGAAAGCUACAAAUACUUCAUAGGAUGAAGUUCAUAGGAUGACUCACGGCUUGGAAACAUAAUUUAGAGGAGAAAAUGACAGACUUUGGGCAUGUCAGCUUGUCUUGGCUUCCAUCACCAUGGUCACAUAUAUUCAAAAUACAACCAACUGAUUAUUCAAGGUCCUCGUAGGAGUGUAUAUUUUCUGCUUGAAAUUAACAGAGGAAACAGGGUUUUUUCUUGGAAACAAUAAAUAUGUACAGAAAAUA
Molecule: messenger RNA, 2559 nt
Organism: Varanus komodoensis (Komodo dragon)
Lineage: Eukaryota; Metazoa; Chordata; Lepidosauria; Squamata; Varanidae
Gene: D2HGDH
Product: D-2-hydroxyglutarate dehydrogenase
Exons: 7
Coding region: 917-1924 (335 amino acids)
Cellular component (GO): mitochondrion
Molecular function (GO): catalytic activity; FAD binding
Source: RefSeq, a predicted model, not a curated record